UUCCGCCCAGAGCAGGGAAGGGUUAACAGGAGAGGUUGCAUGUUCACUUAGCAGUGGAGAUUAUGGAAUGUUUAUCCAGCAUUCAGAUUUCCUGUUUAAGUGUUUGGAUUUCCUGAAAUCUCUUCUAUCAGCCCAAGGGGUGUCCAGUGAGUGGCCUUGCUACCCCAGCCCCUUUCGGUAGACUUUCCUUCCUGCUGCCUUACCAAUUGUAUUUGUGUCUCCUUACCGGCCAGGACUUUUAUGGAUGCAAGUCAAAAACUUUUAGGCUCCCAGAAAACAUCUGUGGAUCCCUGGACUUUGGAUUUUCUUUCAGUUUGAACCAAGAAAUCAAAUAGUAACCCCCAAUUCCUGGGAGUUAUCACUGCAGCAGCGUGGACCAUUUUUUCCCUGUUCAACUGCCCGUGGGAAAAUAAUUUUUAACCUUUAAUAUGGAAUGAUGGCCUACAUUUUGGCGGGCACUUCUGGAAUGGGAGAUCACUGUGGACAAGUCUUGGUAACGUUCUUGUGGUGACAGAUGAGACAUGAGAUCUUCAGCCUCCCGGCUUUCCAGCUUUUCCUCUAGGGAUUCAUUAUGGAACCGGAUCAUGCCGGACCAGAUCACUGUGUCGGAGUUUAUUGCUGAGACCACAGAGGAUUACAAUUCCCCAACCACAUCCAGCUUUACUACCCGGCUACAGAACUGCAGGAAUACUGUCACGCUGCUGGAAGAGGCGUUAGAUCAGGACCGAACUGCACUACAAAAAGUUAAAAAAUCUGUAAAAUCUAUAUAUAAUUCUGGGCAAGAACAUGUCCAAAAUGAAGAGAACUAUGCACAAGUACUAGAUAAAUUUGGGAGUAAUUUCUUAAGUAGAGAUAAUCCAGAUCUGGGCACUGCUUUUGUAAAGUUUUCUACAUUGACUAAAGAAUUAUCAACACUCCUGAAAAAUCUGCUUCAAGGAUUGAGCCACAAUGUCAUCUUCACAUUGGAUUCCCUCUUAAAAGGAGAUUUGAAAGGUGUCAAAGGGGAUCUUAAAAAGCCUUUUGACAAAGCCUGGAAGGAUUAUGAGACCAAAUUCACAAAAAUCGAAAAGGAAAAAAGAGAACAUGCAAAACAGCAUGGGAUGAUACGAACUGAGAUAACUGGAGCUGAGAUAGCAGAAGAAAUGGAGAAAGAAAGAAGGCUAUUUCAGCUCCAGAUGUGUGAAUAUCUCAUUAAGGUUAAUGAAAUCAAGACAAAAAAAGGUGUGGACCUUCUACAGAAUCUUAUUAAGUAUUAUCACGCACAGUGCAAUUUCUUCCAGGAUGGCUUGAAGACGGCUGAUAAACUAAAACAAUAUAUUGAAAAACUGGCUGCUGAUUUAUAUAAUAUAAAGCAGACACAAGAUGAAGAAAAGAAACAGCUCACUGCACUCAGAGACUUGAUAAAAUCUUCAUUACAGCUUGACCAGAAGGAGGAUUCACAGAGCAGGCAAGGAGGAUAUAGUAUGCACCAGCUUCAGGGAAAUAAGGAAUACGGCAGUGAGAAGAAGGGUUAUCUUUUAAAGAAGAGUGAUGGCCUACGGAAAGUUUGGCAAAGAAGAAAAUGCACUGUCAAAAAUGGUAUUCUGACCAUAUCACAUGCAACCUCAAACAGGCAACCAGCUAAAUUGAAUUUGCUAACCUGCCAGGUGAAACCAAAUGCAGAGGACAAGAAAUCAUUUGACCUGAUAUCACAUAACAGAACAUACCAUUUUCAGGCAGAGGACGAGCAAGACUAUGUUGCAUGGAUAUCAGUAUUGACCAACAGCAAAGAAGAAGCUUUAAAUAUGGCAUUCCGUGGAGAACAAAGUGCAGGGGAAAAUAGUUUAGAAGAUCUUACAAAAGCCAUUAUUGAUGAUAUUCAGAGAUUUCCUGGAAAUGAUGUCUGCUGUGAUUGUGGAUCGCCAGAUCCAACAUGGCUUUCAACGAACCUGGGUAUUUUAACCUGUAUAGAGUGCUCCGGAAUACAUAGAGAAAUGGGUGUUCAUAUUUCUCGAAUCCAGUCUAUAGAGCUAGACAAAUUAGGAACAUCUGAACUCUUGCUGGCCAAGAACAUUGGAAACAAUAGUUUUAAUGAAAUUAUGGAGGGGAAUUUACCAAGUCCUUCUCCAAAACCUACUCCAUCAAGUGAUAUGACUGCACGUAAAGAAUUUAUUACUGCUAAGUAUGUGGAUCAUAAGUUCUCCAGAAAGACUUGUGCAUCUGCAGCAGCUAAACUGAAUAAACUACUUGAGGCUGUUAAAUCCAGGGAUUUACUUGCACUACUCCAAGUCUAUGCAGAAGGGGUCGAACUAAUGGAGCCACUGCUAGAGACUGGACAGGAGCCGGGUGAAACAGCCCUUCAUUUAGCAGUCCGGACUGCUGACCAGACCUCACUCCACCUGGUUGACUUCCUGGUACAAAACUGUGGAAACCUGGAUAAACAGACAGCAUUGGGGAAUACGGUUCUGCACUACUGCAGUAUAUAUAAUAAGCCUGAAUGUUUGAAAUUGCUUUUGAAGGGGAAGCCAACUAUAGAUAUAGUAAACCAAACUGGAGAGACUGCUCUGGACACAGCAAAGAGAUUGAAAUCUAUCCAGUGUGAAGACUUGCUUUCUCAGGCCAAAGCAGGAAAGCUAAAUCCACAUGUACACGUAGAGUAUGAGUGGAAUCUUCGGCAGGAAGAAAUGGAUGAAAGCGAUGAUGACUUGGAUGACAAGCCUAGUCCGAUAAAGAAGGAGCGUUCUCCAAGACCCCAGAGCUUUUGUCACUCCUCCAGUACUUCUCCCCAAGACAAAAUGGCUCUCCCUGGUCUUAGCACGCCAAGGGACAAACAGCGACUCUCCUAUGGAGCCUUCCCCAAUCAGAUUUUUGUCUCCGCAAGCAUAGACUCCGCAACUUCUCCGACAGGAGUAGAUGCCCCUCCGCUCCCUCCUAGAAAUUCUGGUAAAGGUCUGCCUGGCCCUCCUUCAACCCUUCCUUUAAGCACUCAAACCACUAGUGGCAGCUCCACUCUGUCUAAGAAGAGGCCCCCUCCCCCACCCCCUGGACACAAAAGAACCCUCUCUGACCCACCAAGCCCACUACCUCAUGGACCCCAGAAUAAGGGCCAAAUUCCUUGGGGUAAUGAUUUGGGUCCUCCAGCCACAAAGACUGCAAACAAGUUUGAGGGGAUGUCUCAACAAUCAGGCACUGGGACUGCUAAGACUGCACUGGGUCCAAGAGUUCUUCCAAAACUACCUCAAAAAGUGGCACUAAGAAAAAUAGAGACGAUUCACCUUCCUUCAAUAGACAAGCCCAGUCAACAAUCGGAAACCUUUCAGAAGUCCAUUUCACUUUGUAUUGAUCUGCCACAGAAACCACAACCUGGAGAUUUGCCCCCAAAGCCUCAACCCAUGGAACUACCCCAGAAACCUCAGAUUGGAGAUUUGCCCCCCAAGCCAGGAGAAUUACCCCCCAAGCCCCAGUUAGGAGACCUGCCACCAAAACCACAGCUCUCAGACUUGCCUCCGAAGCCGCAAAUGAAGGACCUUCCUCCCAAGCCUCAGCUAGGAGAUGCUUUGGCUAAAACUCCUGUUGGAGAAAUGUCACCGAAGCCUCAGCCCUCGGAGGCAAAUCAAAAGUCUCAUUCUGUGGAUCUUUCUCCAAAGGUACAAUCGAAAGAGGCCGUCCAAAAGCAAGCAUCUGAAGACUCCAAUGAUGUAACCCAUGCACUGCCAGAGACCCCAGUGCCACUUCCUAGAAAAAUUAACGUGGGAAAGAACAAAGUUAGGCGAGUGAAGACAAUCUAUGAUUGCCAGGCAGAUAAUGAUGAUGAGCUUACAUUUGUUGAAGGAGAAGUUAUCAUUGUGACAGGUGAAGAGGACCAAGAGUGGUGGAUCGGCCACAUUGAAGGCAAGCCAGAGAGAAAAGGGGUCUUCCCAGUAUCCUUCGUCCAUAUUUUGUCAGACUAAGUCGAAUCGGAAACUUGAGCAUUGCACAUCCUUCCUGCAAGACGGGCUUUUAGCACGAAGCAAACAGCUGCUCCCUCCCUGUAAUUCUGUGCACAACUGUGGAUAUAUAUGUAUAUAUAACUGCUGUUACAGAACAAGAACUCAUUUACGGCUCACCCAGCGAGGUGACUUAUACUUGUAUUGUACAUAACGGUGUUACUCUGCCUUUGCCAGUAUUACGGUAGCCUUGGGACCUGGCAUGCCUUAUUGGGUUUGCUCAAGCCAUCCUUGGCAUCAAAGCACUUACAUCUCUUUGUCUGUGUGUAUGAACUACCAGCUCCCUAAAUGUGGUUGGUCUCAUCCGGUCCUGUUUAACUACAGAAAUUACCAUCUCUAAUAAAUCAGUAUUCCUAAAAUAGAUAACUAGCAGAGAGUUAGAUUCAGUUUUCGAAAUGAACUGCUUUGGCUCAUUUACAGCCCUGUUUACAGCUACCAAUGUACACACUUUACAGCUUGCGAAAUCUACUUCCUUGGUAUUGUCAAAGAAAGUGUUCAAUGUACACAUCAAACAAAAGAAAUAUUCACUGAUGCUACAGAUUAACCAGUAGUCUUUUGUGGUGUGUUUGUGUGAACAGGCAUUUCAUGUUUGUAUUAUGUCGUUGGUGUUUCUCCCUCUGAUAUUUACCUCACCUAACACCAUCUGAAAGUCUUCAGUUAAAAUUGCUCUGUCGAAUGAAGGAACACUUAUGGGACUUUUGGCUGGAGGUUUCCUUUCACGGCACCAGGGUCUUAAAAGAUUAGCAGCCCAUCCCUAUCUGCUUAUUAGCAUAUAACUCUCCCUACAACCUCUGUUUAUGCAGAAACGUUAAAAGUGUCUGUCAGCUUUUUCAGGUUUUCACACAGUGCACUCCUGUUACAAUCUGGUUGCCACACAGACUUGAAAGAUGAGUUUACUUGAGCACUAGCGUGUGCUAACAACUAAUUGGCUCAUUUAGAAGACACCUUUGCUGUUGGGGGAUUUGAGCCUUCGACCCACUGGAGCUAUUAAGUCAUAAUGCUCUCUUAGUUCUGUCGCCUGGAGAAAUAAUAAUUAAAAAACAAAACCCUGCCAUCAAAACGAGUGAAAGAUGACCUUUCAUGCAAAUUAUCACCUGUUAAAUAAUGACGCCAGACUGUAACAUCUGGAAUUAAAUUUGCUUUUGUGGAAUCCUAAUUAUGGCUCGAGGUUGAACUUUCAGAAUCUGCCAACAAUCCUGAAACCACUGAGCUGAACUUAGGAAGGAUAUGUUUUGAUCUGAGAUGGCUUUGGAGUUUCCACCCUCCAUCACUUGCAUCUAAAACACAUUCUUUAUUCUGAUCAAUGUAUUAAGGAUAUAUGCUCAUUUCAGAUAUGGUGUUUCAUUAAUUUAUUUGUUGAUCUUUGUUAUAAUAUGCAAAGCAGAAUGUUCUAGUUUUGCUUAUGAUUCACUGAAUGUUUUACAGUGUGGCUCCAUGUGGUUUCCUGGGUUCACCUGGCUUAAAGCAAGGCUGGCUAACCUGUGUCUGCCCCGAUGUUGCUAGGCUACAGUCAUCCCUGAUCACUGGCUAUGCUGGCUGGAGCCAAUUCGAGCUGGAGAUAGACGAAUCUGCAAAGCCACUAGUUAGCCACCCCGACUUUAAACAACUGCUUUUGCAACAGCCCAAAUUUAUUUUUCCUUCACAGCAGAUUCUCGUGACUCCCUGUCAAAAGGUUUCCAUUUCACGAAAAGCACAAGUUCACAUUAAUCACUCCGAGGCUUUCGCUUUUGAUGUUUUACAAACCUGUAGUCAGUGAAUAUUUAUUUUUAUUUAAAUGGUUAACAUACAGAACAUAAUCAACUUAAGAAAUCUUGCAUGAAGAAGAGCAAAAUAUUUAUCAGCUAUUAUUGGAAAGUGGUUUUUAAACUAUUGCUUCAUCUGUGUCAUGACACAUUCUGUUAAAAAAGAUAUAAGCUUUCAAGUGAGUGACUGAGCCUACUGGCAUCGACUCUGCAGUGUUACCGAUUUCAGUGUUUUCUCAGACUCAUGCUGUUUAUAUGAAAGCCAGAACAAAAAAAUGAAUUUGCAUUCCAUAUUGCUCAUCAAUGCAGUGUGCUUCAGAUGCAUUAAAGAACAAAACUGAUCUACCUUUUUUGUCAAGUAUAUUUUAAAAUGAUCUCGAAAUCCACUGGUUGAAAGAGAGAGAGAGAGAGAGAGAGAGAAAGCGCAACCCAUAUAAAGGAGAUCCAGAUGUGUAAAAUGAUGUAGAGUCAAAAUGUCUAUUAUUUUGUAUGCUUUUUUGAAGUAGUAUAAUAAUGAAUUUUUUAAAAAAUAAAAUGAGUUCCAUCAGGAACAAGAGUUGA
Molecule: messenger RNA, 6268 nt
Organism: Podarcis raffonei (Aeolian wall lizard)
Lineage: Eukaryota; Metazoa; Chordata; Lepidosauria; Squamata; Lacertidae
Gene: ASAP1
Product: ArfGAP with SH3 domain, ankyrin repeat and PH domain 1
Exons: 30
Coding region: 522-3929 (1135 amino acids)
Biological process (GO): positive regulation of GTPase activity
Cellular component (GO): cytoplasm
Molecular function (GO): protein binding; GTPase activator activity
Source: RefSeq, a predicted model, not a curated record